AUGUUUUCCUUCAGCGCAUGCGGCGCCAAUUUCGUUAAUCCAUACGUCAGUGAAGAGCGCGUUGACCUUAACCAAGUAUGGGUGGAGAUUCCUUCAACACUCGUGGCUUUAGGAGGCGACGUGCACAUUCGAGUCCACGGCACAACCGGAGCAGGCCUCAAGGUCCGCAUCGCGCGAGAAGACGAUGACGGACGAGCACUGCUCGCUACCAUGCCCCUAGCACUAGACUCAGAAAACCGCAUGACCUUACCCUGCGGCUACUUCUCUAGAGGAGGCACCUACUAUCUAGAAAUAAUUUCAGAUAAGGAUCCCUAUUUACCAGAUUACGAGAAUACGACAGAAGGGAAGAGUGAUGUGGAAAACAGCAACAAGGUCAAGAGAGAUGUUGGUGAUGGUAGUCUGAUGGAGACUGGUGAUAGUGUGGUGAAGUCUUGGAAGUUUGACGUUAUGUGGCCGACAGCAAACCUGGACGUGACUCCAGAACAGAUUCAGACAUACCCUGAGAGGCAGGUGAUGGCUAUACUAGAGUUUCCCAGGGUCGUGUGUGCUCCUAUUGAGUCGGGUGCAGAUUUUUGGCUGGAGCUCCUGUAUUGUGGGCAUUCCAGCGGUGGAGCUGUUCUGUGUGAUGGCAAGAACACUAGCUCCCAUGCUCACGUUUUGUAUUCUGAACAGAUGCAUGGCUUCCCUGGUCGUCGGACGAUGACCCUGCGCUGUGAACUCUUUGGUCAGGCUGGAGACUAUGCUCUCACACUCAGGCCAGCUGCGGCUGCAGGGCCACAGGAUUUAGCCACCGCUUUUAUCAAGGCAGAUUGGUCGGAGCAGUUCGUGCUAAACGUGCACGGAGGUUCCGUAUUUCCAUGCGGGGAUGGAGUCAGGGUGUUGUUCCAAUACCCUGAAUGUGUGCUAGAGGGCGCUGAUCGAGUCAGAGUGUUUGGGAGGGACGCUGAUCGGUUGCGAUAUGUUGCUGAGAGGAGAGUUCGGAGAGGUCAACACACAGUGUCAUUUGACUGCCGGCUGUUCAGCGAGCGUUAUCCGGAAUAUUGUUUCGUGUACGUCUCACAAGCUGUGACGGGCGCCGUCGCUGACGUUAGAAUGGACUGUCUACCUACAUUGCCGCUCUCAGCAGAUGGUGGUGCUGGUGGUUGGGGGCAGUGGUCGGCAUGGUCGGCGUGCCCUGCGCCGGCGCAUUGCUCGACGCGCACGCGCAGUCGCCACCGCUUCUGCGAUUCUCCUCCACCGGCAUAUGGUGCCAAGUUUUGUGAAGUAAGUGAAAAAUUAUCAAACAAUUUUAAUUACUAA
This is a messenger RNA of Spodoptera exigua (beet armyworm), 1299 nucleotides long. The record is from the annotation of a GenBank genome assembly. Lineage: Eukaryota; Metazoa; Arthropoda; Insecta; Lepidoptera; Noctuidae.